GACAACAGAGGCAUGGAAUCGACGGAUUGCUGACGGUUGGAUAUCCAAUUACGCCAGUUCUCUCACGUUAGUUCUCUUGGAUUUCCUAUGAAUGGAGAACGUAAAACAAAUAAAUGAUCAAAUUCACGAGGCUGUAAAGUUCCUGUAAUAUCCCUUUAUCCUGAAUGAAGGACGACUGAUCAUCUUUUACCUGCGCGAAAUUUGUAUCGAUUUUUCUCAGUCCUCUUAAAAGAUCAUAUAAAUUAAACUAACAAGGCAUGAUGGUCCAGCGGUGCAAAGUACGCAAUGUGUACCAACGCUUUCGAAUUGACUGCAGGCAGCCAACCUCAUUAAUAUGUUAACUCAGAUUGGAAGUGGGUGCACUCACUUCUGUAGAGAAGUAGAAUAAUUUUGUGGCCAAUAUGAGUCGGAUAUCGCACGUCAUCGGUUACUGUUGUGUGAACAUAAUUAUUUGCGCUGUCACUACCAUCGAAACUCGUCUAGAGAGGACAACCAUUAGUCCAAAUGCAUAUUACAACAUCACUCAUAAACUGUACUUCGAGGUAGAGCAAGAUGGUAAAGAGCUUGGAAACAUCAUUUUCGGGUUGUAUGCUGGAGCAGUGCCAAAAACUGUGUCUAACUUCCGACAGAUAGCAUUAAUGGGUAUAACUGAAGAUUUGUCCUACAUGGGAUCUAGAUUUUACAAAAUUGUACCAGGAGUCAAAAUUCAAGGUGGAGAUAUAAUAAAUAAUGAUGGCUCUGGACAAACAAGUAUUUGGAGGCGACUCUUUGAGGAUGAGAACUUUCUUAUAAAACAUUCUGAACCUGGAAUAGUUAGCAUGGUCAACAAUGGUUCGAAUACAAACGGGUGUCAAUUUUUCAUUACCUUGAAAGCAUGCCCGUCCUUUGAUGGGGUUCAUGUAGCAUUCGGCAAGAUUGUCAAAGGAAUGGAUGUAGUAUACCAGAUUGCCAAAUCAGAAAUAAAUGAGAAAGGGGAACCCCUAAAGCCGGUGGAAGUCACAAGGGUCGGCGAGCUUCCUGUCGUUGCAACUGAUCAUCCCUUUUACAGACGACUUCGAGCCUGGGCGAUAGAAAGUAAAACGCCUUCAUUUUUUCGCAUUUGCAACAUGGGCAUCCACGGAGCACGAAUAGUUGUAUCCAGGCGUUAUUAUCAACGUCGCGUCACGGCUGCGGCGGGCCGCUGUCGCAUCUGUCCUCUUGCUGGGUGGCUGGCUUAUUGGUGGUUGAAUACCAGGAUCACGCUGAGAGAGAGAGAUGUGAUUUAUCUUUGCUCUUAUAAGAAUAUUCUCAAAAAAUUUGUAGGAAUAAUGUUAAUAAAUAUUUUCUGGUUUUGGCAACAUUUGACAAAGCGGUGCUGGAAGAGUGAAAAUGUUUACUUAGCAUCAGAGCUGUUCCUGACUUUACAGAUCAUCCCUUCAUCACGUCAAUAUUUUUUUCGUCUCUAACCUUCGUCAAGGCGGUGCGCAAAGACGGAAAAUGUUCACUCUGCACCAGAACCGUUCCUGAAUUUACAGAUCAUCACUUCAUUACGGUAAAAUCUCUCCAACUCCCUCCAACUCUCAGGAUGAAAGGCGAACGAACCGACUAUUUGUCUAUUCUCUCAAUUUUUCGAAGUGAGCUUUUGUAGUAUACCUUCAGGAGCACUGUGCCGGGUUAUUUACAAUGUUUAUUGUUAUUCGCUGAAACACUCGUUUUCUGACUGUUGCGUGGUUUUUAUCGUCUCCUGAAAAAAUGUCAUUUUUCCGAGAUGGGUCGUUUUCGAAUUAAAUUCUUUCUGAUAUUCUGUCUUAGUAGACCCGAAAAAUUGGAGAACGGAAUGUCUUGAAAGUAAGAAAUUCCCAGAUUUUGCAAAAGCGCAUACUUUUUGAAUUUAACGGCAGCAUUUAAUUUUAUUUUCUAUCAAAUGAAAUAAAUCGUGAGAGUAAUAUAGGCCACAUUUUGGAGUUGGACUAAUUGAGCUUGAAGGCUUCCAUUUAUGAACGUAUCUCAAUCAAAAGGAACUGUCUUCAUCGUAACCUGGGCUUUGACACUCACAGUCGCACGAAUUAAAGCAUAGCGGGGCUCUUGUCACAAUGGAAAUAUUUUCUUUUGAUUCAAAUAUGUCCACCUAUGAACGAGUCCGAGGAAAAUUAUAAAGACCUUCCUCAAAGUAACGUUAACCAAUUCCCCGCAAUGGCGGCGAAAGGGAGGGAAAAAUUCAAAUGUAUUCAGCAUCAUACACCAAACAGGGUUACACAAAUUGCAUUGAUGAAAAACUAAGCAGGUUGCAUACCCUCCAAAUUGCAGGGUAUUUUUGGAACUUGCAAAAAUCAAAAUUAAGGCCUCAAUUAUUAAGUGAAUGCAAACUUGAAAAAGAGGGAUGAAAAGCAAUAAACAGGUGAAUCUCAAAAACUGAUUAAAUUGACCUCUUUUAAGUAAGGGGCUUGAAGGACACUUGCAAAAAGUGCUGUUUUUACUAGUUCAAGAAAUACGUGUUUCAUUGUUCAAAA
Bemisia tabaci is the source of this 2489-nucleotide messenger RNA. NCBI's taxonomy places the organism in Eukaryota, Metazoa, Arthropoda, Insecta, Hemiptera, Aleyrodidae. The record is from RefSeq and is a predicted model, not a curated record.